Molecule: messenger RNA, 384 nt
Organism: Quercus lobata
Lineage: Eukaryota; Viridiplantae; Streptophyta; Magnoliopsida; Fagales; Fagaceae
Exons: 1
Coding region: 1-384 (127 amino acids)
Biological process (GO): DNA repair; telomere maintenance
Molecular function (GO): DNA helicase activity
Source: RefSeq, a predicted model, not a curated record
AUGGAUCAUAGAUACGCAUUUGAAGCGGUAGAUAGAUCACUAAAAGAUAUUUUAUCGAUCAACGAUUUGAGCUUAACUAAUACUCCAUUUGGUGGAAAGACUAUACUUCUUGGAGGAGAUUUCAGGCAAAUAUUGCCUGUUGUUCCGAAGGGAAAAAGACAAGAUAUUGUAUUGGGAUCCAUCAAUAUAUCACAUUUAUGGGAUAAUUGUCAAGUUUUUCUUCUUACAAAAAACAUGAGAGCAAAUGAAGAUUUGACUACCACUGCAUCAAGAAAUAAAAUCUUAGAAUUUAAAAAAUGGGUGCUUGAUAUUGGAGAUGGGACUGUACCAGCAAUUGCCAAAGAUGGAGAAAUUGAGGAGACAUGGAUCAAAAUUCCAGAUUAG